Styela clava is the source of this 1542-nucleotide messenger RNA. RefSeq lists its product as uncharacterized. NCBI's taxonomy places the organism in Eukaryota, Metazoa, Chordata, Ascidiacea, Stolidobranchia, Styelidae. Gene Ontology annotation, cellular component: Ndc80 complex. Gene Ontology annotation, biological process: chromosome segregation. The record is from RefSeq and is a predicted model, not a curated record.
UGAAUGAAUUUUUUGUUGUUUCAGAUUUUAUAUUCGUGGAAUGUUGCUAAUUUUAUAUCUCUAAGAAUGUCAUCUCAAGAUGGAGGUUUUGCAGAGCUACUGCAAUAUCAGUUAAAAGGUUUACAGGAGAAAAAUGUGAAAAUUGAAUGGGACCAACAUUUGCAAAAAUCGUUGAAUACCCAUAAAUCAUGUUACAUUGAAAAUACUAAAAUUGUUGCUAAUAUAGAAAAUGGAUUAAACGAUUUAUCUGUUCUUCAUCAAAACACCACUGACAAUCUGAAGCAGCUGAAUAGCUUGUCAGAAAAUUCAAAUGCUUCAAAAGAAAAAUGUGAAGCAUUGAGGCUAGAAAACAAGAAACUAACUGAAGAAAUUGAAGAAAAAAGGCAAGAAUUUCAGAAAGUGAAGGAACAACUUGAAGACCAAAGAAAACAAAUUGAGGAGAAGAAUGUCGUCAUUAAUGCAAGAACGGAAUUGUAUAAGAGGCUUCUUGGUCUUGAGAUACGUGUGUUGAAGAAUAAUCGAAUGCAAUUUGUGUUCAAAUGUUCUGGCAAAGCAGAUUGCUACAUCAUUAUUAGUCUCAUUGACAGAGUUUACGGAGUCCUAGAAAGUUACCCAUUGUUGGAAAAUCUCAAAUCUAUGGAAGAUGAUUUAAACAAAACUAAUAAUCUAGCCGGAUUCAUACAAUACAGUAGAAUGAUGCUGCAGAAACAGUUGGAAAACUCUACAUGAAUAAAUGUGCUUUUUCUAUUUCAUCGACUGCUUCAGUAAAUGAAUGUUGCUAUUCACUCACAUCAAUUACUGGUGUACAUCUGCUCUUCCACAAUAAUUUGAUUGCUUCAAACUGCUUGGCAUACUGUAUUUUACUGCUUAAUAGUAAUUGGGUAUACUUUAUUGUGUUGCGUUUUACACUUUUUUAAUUUAACAGAAAAAAGGAUGCUGCUGAAGAAAAUUUUUUGCUUCUGUUGUUACGAUAAAACAAUUUAAUGAUUUUGUCAGAUUAUCUUUUAUUUUUUUGUGUUUAACAUUUUAAUUGUAUAGUUUUAUUAUCGCAUGUUAUUUGAUUUCAUUUUUAAUUCACACUUCCCCUAUAAGAAAUAUCAAAUUUUAUGGUUGUAACUUGUAAGUGUGAAUAUUAACAUUAUUGACCACUACUAAGUGCUAUCGUGUAUAUUUAAAAUCUAAACAUUUAGAAAGCAGGUGCUGGCUUGAAUCCAUGAGAAGUACCUUUUGACAAAUAUGUGCUGUUUGCGAAUUAUGGCUUAUACAUAUAUAAAUAAAUCGCCGGAAAAAGACCAAAAGUUGAAUUACCAAAGACUGUCAGGAUUUGGUAGAAAAUAGAAUUGUAGAGAACUGUAUUUGUUAUUAUUAUUAUUGAACAAACCAUAACCAUUGUAUUUGUGAUAGUGAAUUUGUUUUUGUAAUUGUGAUCACAUUUUGUUUCUAAACUGCAAAUUUCCGAUGUCAAUACACCCCAACACUGCCCCCAUUGUCUUGUUUUCUCAUUGCUCACGUCAUUUUUACCCACUUGUUUUAUCUUUGUAG